AUGCAGCAGGAUUGGGGUCAACUAAACAAGGAUCCCAGCAAGGCAUUCAUUGUGGAUGAAUAUCUCGAUGUAAUGGAUAGAUUUCUCAAUAGUUUGGUGAGCGCAAAGCAAAAUAUGAGUGGACGGAUUGAGCUGUCUCCAGGACCCGAGGCAGAUUUAGUAGCAAUGCAUAUCGCUUCUCCUAAUGAAAUGCAAAAUUCCGCUUUUAAAACAACCAGUAAUUUUAUGUUUUGCUUACAACACUUUGAAGUAAAUAGCACCGAAACUAUGACGCGUUUAGAAAACUUAUUGCUGCAAUGGGCACAUAAAAUUGAACAGGUGCUUAGCGAAGCAGAGCAGAUACGUCGUGAGGCAGACGAUAUUGGACCCUCUGCUGAACUUAGCUAUUGGAGAGCCAGAAUGACGAGAUUUAAUAAGUGA
Molecule: messenger RNA, 420 nt
Organism: Protopolystoma xenopodis
Lineage: Eukaryota; Metazoa; Platyhelminthes; Monogenea; Polystomatidea; Polystomatidae
Source: the annotation of a GenBank genome assembly